Molecule: messenger RNA, 2706 nt
Organism: Neoarthrinium moseri
Lineage: Eukaryota; Fungi; Ascomycota; Sordariomycetes; Amphisphaeriales; Apiosporaceae
Exons: 3
Coding region: 1-2706 (901 amino acids)
Biological process (GO): maturation of SSU-rRNA from tricistronic rRNA transcript (SSU-rRNA, 5.8S rRNA, LSU-rRNA); ribosomal small subunit assembly
Cellular component (GO): Pwp2p-containing subcomplex of 90S preribosome; small-subunit processome
Molecular function (GO): protein binding
Source: RefSeq, a predicted model, not a curated record
AUGAAGACAGACUUCAAGUUUUCGAACCUGCUAGGCACUGUCUACUGCCAGGGCAACCUCGUCUUCAGCCCCGACGGCACAUGUCUCUUCUCCCCAGUCUCCAACAGGGUGACCGUCUUCAACCUUGUAGAAAAUAAGUCAUACACGUUGCCGUUUGCCCACCGAAAGAACAUUGCCCGCAUCGGACUCACGCCGCGAGGCAACCUGCUGCUAUCUGUUGACGAGGAUGGACAAGCCAUCUUGACCAAUGUGCCGCGCCGAGUGCCCAUAUACCACUUCUCGUUCCGAUCCAAGGUCACAGCUCUCGCUUUCUCGCCUUCGGGACGUCAUUUUGCGGUAGGCUUGGGCAGGAAAAUUGAGGUCUGGCAGGUGCCCUCGACGCCGGAUGCGAAUACCGAGGGUGAACUGGAGUUUGCGCCCUUCGUGCGUCACCAUACCCAUACUGGUCAUUUCGACGAUGUGCGCCACAUAGAAUGGUCUUUGGACUCGCGGUUCUUCCUGACUGCCUCCAAGGAUUUGACCGCAAGAGUGUGGAGCCUGGACCCUGAGGACGGUUUCGUGCCAACGGUACUGUCAGGACACAAGCAGGCCGUCAUUGGCGCUUGGUUCUCGAAAGACCAGGAGACCAUCUAUACUGUCAGCAAGGACGGAGCCGUUUUCGACUGGCAAUAUGUCAGAAACCCUAACGCGCCGCCGCCCGAGGACUCAGACGACGAGAUGGAGGAUGACGAAGCGGCUGAUAUGCGUUGGCGAAUCGUGCAGAAGCAUUACUUCAUGCAAAACAGCGCCACAGUGCGAUGCGCAUCGUACCACCCAGAGUCUAACCUUCUGGUCGCUGGGUUUUCAAAUGGCAUUUUUGGACUGUACGAGAUGCCGGACUUCAACAUGAUUCACACCCUCAGCAUAUCCCAGAACGAGAUCGACUUCGUCACCAUAAACCAAAGUGGAGAGUGGCUGGCAUUUGGUGCAUCGAAAUUAGGCCAGCUCCUCGUCUGGGAAUGGCAAUCCGAGUCGUACAUCCUGAAGCAACAAGGGCAUUUUGACUCGAUCAACUCACUAGUCUACUCUCCUGACGGGCAACGGAUCAUCACAACAGCAGAUGAUGGCAAGAUCAAGGUCUGGGACGUUGAGUCUGGCUUCUGCAUUGUCACCUUUACCGAGCAUACCAGCGGCGUUACGGCCUGUGAAUUUGCAAAGAAGGGAAAUGUACUCUUCACCUCGAGCUUGGAUGGGUCAGUCAGAGCGUGGGAUUUGAUACGGUACCGGAAUUUCAGGACUUUCACCGCGCCAACGAGGUUGUCGUUUUCCUGUAUGGCUGUGGAUCCCAGUGGCGAGGUCGUUGCUGCUGGUUCGUUGGACUCGUUCGACAUCCACAUCUGGUCUGUUCAGACUGGUCAGCUGCUCGACCAACUUUCCGGACACGAGGGACCUGUAUCAGCGCUGGCUUUCGCACCCAAUGGUGGCUUGCUGGUCAGUGGGAGCUGGGAUCGUACUGCCAGGAUAUGGUCCAUCUUCAACCGCACACAAACGAGUGAACCUCUUCAGCUUCAGGCUGACAUUCUAGACAUUGCCGUCCGGCCAGACUCAGCACAGCUGGCCGUAUCUACCUUGGAUGGUCAGCUGACCUUUUGGUCUAUCGCAGAAGCAGAGCAAAUAUCUGGACUUGAUGGCCGCCGAGAUGUAUCAGGAGGACGCAAGAUUUCAGACCGAAGGACCGCCGCGAACGUUUCUGGAACCAAGAGCUUCGGUACGAUCCGAUACAGCACGGACGGCAGCUGCUUGUUGGCUGGUGGUACAAGCAAGUAUAUAUGCUUGUACUCAGUGAGCACCAUGGUUCUACUGAAGAAGUUCACCGUCAGCGUCAACCUAUCUUUGUCUGGAACCCAGGAGUUCCUCAACAGCAAGCUCCUGACCGAGGCAGGACCUGAAGGCCUUCUGGAUGAUGAGGGUGAAAACUCAGAUCGCGAAGCCCGGAAAGACACCUCGCUGCCAGGAUCAAAACGUGGCGACCCGGCCUCUAGGAAAAAGGUUCCGGAAGUAAGGGUCACUGGCGUUGGCUUCUCCCCUGCUGGUACCUCAUUCUGUGCAGCAUCUACCGAAGGACUUCUCAUUUACAGCCUGGACAAUGACCUUCAGUUUGAUCCGUUCGACCUCAACAUCGAAAUCACUCCAGCUUCCACACUUGCAGUUCUUCAAACCGACCAGGAUUAUCUGAAAGCUCUUGUGAUGGCCUUCCGACUAAACGAAGCAGGCUUAAUCAAGCGAGUGUUCCAGGCAAUUCCAUACCCUGAAAUCCCUCUUGUGGUAGAGCAGUUCCCUACCGUAUACGUGUCCAGACUACUGCGAUUUGUGGCUGCGCAGACAGAGGAGUCACCGCACAUGGAGUUCUGUCUGCUCUGGAUCAAAGCCCUCAUGGACAAACAUGGAAAAUGGCUCUCUGCCAAUCGCAGCAAGGUAGACGUUGAGCUACGAGUUGUUGCUAGGGCAGUUUCGAAAAUGAGAGAUGAAAUACGGAGGUUGGCUGAUGAGAACGUCUACAUGGUUGACUACCUGCUUGGCCAAGCUCAGGACAAGACUCGGGAUGGAAAUGAUGGCCAGGCUCUCUUAGAGGACAGCAACGAGACAGCGAAACUUCUGAUGCCCGCUGGUGACGAUGCCAUGGCCGAAGAAGUGGGCUCGGAAGACGACUGGAUCGGGUUGGAUUAA